This is a messenger RNA of Trypanosoma brucei brucei TREU927, 621 nucleotides long. RefSeq lists its product as hypothetical. NCBI's taxonomy places the organism in Eukaryota, Euglenozoa, Kinetoplastea, Trypanosomatida, Trypanosomatidae. Bases 1 to 621 code for a protein of 206 amino acids. The record is from RefSeq and is a predicted model, not a curated record. The transcript has a single exon.
AUGGAGAGAGUGGGUGUGGCCAUGUUGUUGUUCAUUCUUUUUGUAGUUAUCCUAACUUGCAUCGUUUUUAUCAUCUUCGUAUGCCUUAUUCGUAACAACCACAUUGUAUUAAGGCUUUUUACAAACGGGCAUAGGCCCCCUGACGCGCUGCCGCCACCUGCUGUGUUGUGUGAGACCAGGCGACUUCGGGCGCUUGGGGGAGGAGUGAACGGAGCGGUUUUGAUAGGGGAUGAAAACAGGCAGUUGCUUAGCACCCUGGACAUUCCACUCACCCCGGUGCCUUCCCUAUGCGAAGACUGUAAGGAACUGUGCCGUAGUAGCUCUAACUGUUCUACGUUAGAUAUUGCCAACAACGACGGAUGCCUCGCAACUCGCGAGUGCGCGAAGGAGAGUGCCGUGUUGGGUGCCCAUGACUACGGCAAAUGCCAACUGGGUUACUCCAAAAGGGUUCGCGACCUGUCAACUGAUCGUGUGUUUGAGCUGUACGUUAGCCGGCAGCUUUUGAUUGCUUGCAGCACCGUCGUGCAUAUGGGUUCGGGUGAGGAGACAAGCAGAGUACAUUACAGUGCGGUGGGAGGGGAACUGCCCACGAACGCUUCUGCGUGGAUGUCUAUCGAUUGA